Juglans regia (Persian walnut) is the source of this 2330-nucleotide messenger RNA. Its product is annotated as probable methyltransferase PMT13. The record is from RefSeq and is a predicted model, not a curated record. Gene Ontology annotation, cellular component: cytoplasm; trans-Golgi network; endosome. Gene Ontology annotation, molecular function: methyltransferase activity. NCBI's taxonomy places the organism in Eukaryota, Viridiplantae, Streptophyta, Magnoliopsida, Fagales, Juglandaceae. The transcript is spliced from 7 exons. Bases 174 to 1970 code for a protein of 598 amino acids.
CAAAAUCUUUCCAUUCACAUGACAAAACCUCUGGCUGGAUGCUGGAAUGCAGCUCCCCUCCACCUCUUUUAACUCUCAAAUCUCUUCCAUCCAAACCCCACUCCAAGAUUAGAAAACAUUAAUAAUCGAGACCCACAAAUGCCCAUUUGAUAUCUGAUCCAAGAGAAAAAGUUAUGGGUCACCUGAAUUUGCCUUCAUCGAAGAGAAUCCCGCGUCAUUGGCGGCUCUUGGACAUCGUUUCCGCGGCGUUCUUCGGCCUCGUCUUCCUCUUCUUCCUCCUCGUCUUCAGCCCACUCGGAGACUCCCUCGCUGCCUCCGGUCGCCAGGCCCUCCUUGUCUCCACCGCCGAUCCACGUCAGCGCCACCGCCUCGUGGCUCUGGUUGAGCUUGGGACCCAGUCCGCCGCCAUCGAGGCUUGCCCCGCUGAGUCCGUGGACCACAUGCCAUGUGAGGAUCCCAGGCGGAACAGCCAGUUGAGCCGGGAAAUGAAUUUCUACAGAGAGCGCCAUUGCCCGCUGCCCGAUGAGACGCCGCUUUGUCUGAUUCCACCGCCCGAUGGGUACAAGAUUUCGGUGCAGUGGCCUGACAGCUUGCACAAGAUAUGGCACAGCAACAUGCCACACAACAAAAUUGCGGACAGGAAAGGUCAUCAGGGAUGGAUGAAAAGGGAAGGUCCAUACUUCAUUUUCCCUGGUGGUGGCACAAUGUUCCCAGAUGGUGCAAUACAGUAUAUCGAAAAACUUGGACAAUACAUCCCUAUAAGUGGCAGCACUCUAAGGACUGCUCUUGAUAUGGGUUGUGGGGUGGCCAGUUUUGGUGGAUAUAUGCUAGGAGAGGACAUUUUAACCAUGUCAUUCGCACCAAGAGAUUCACAUAAAUCCCAGAUACAAUUUGCACUGGAGAGAGGGAUUCCAGCUUUUGUUGCCAUGCUUGGAACACGCAGACUCCCUUUUCCUGCAUUCUCAUUUGACUUGGUGCACUGUUCUCGAUGUUUAAUCCCUUUUACUGCUUAUAAUGCAACAUAUUUCAUCGAAGUGGAUCGGUUGCUUCGACCCGGAGGAUAUCUGGUCAUAUCUGGUCCCCCUGUACAAUGGCCUAAUCAAGACAAGGAAUGGGCAGAUCUGCAGGCUGUGGCUAGAGCAUUGUGUUAUGAGCUUCUUGCUGUCGAUGGGAACACCGUUAUCUGGAAAAAGCCAGUGGUAGAUUCAUGUCUCUCCAACCAAAAUGAAUUUGGUCUAGAGUUGUGUGAUGAGUCAGAGGACCCAGAUAAUGCAUGGUACUUCAAAUUAAAGAAAUGUGUGAGUAGAAUCUCUUCUGUCAAAGGAGAUCUUGCUGUUGGGACAAUUGCACAGUGGCCAGAAAGGCUAACAAAAACUCCUUCAAGGGCCGCGGUCAUGAAAAACGGCAUUGAUGUGUUUGAGGCUGACACUCGACGGUGGGUGAGAAGAGUUGCUUACUACAAAAAUUCAUUAAGCCUAAAGCUCGGAACUUCAGCUGUACGAAACAUUAUGGACAUGAAUGCAUUUUUUGGAGGCUUUGCAGCAGCUCUGAAGUCUGAUCCUGUGUGGGUAAUGAAUGUGGUUCCUGCUCGCAAGCCUUCAACUUUGGCAGUAAUUUAUGAUAGAGGCCUUAUUGGAGUCUACCAUGAUUGGUGUGAGCCUUUCUCAACAUAUCCUAGGACCUAUGAUCUCAUUCACGUCUCUGGGAUUGAAUCUCUCAUAAAAUAUCCGGGUUCGGGCAAGAACAGGUGUAACCUUGUGGACUUGAUGGUAGAGAUGGAUCGAAUUUUACGUCCAGAGGGAACUGUUGUGAUUAGAGAUUCCCCUGAAGUGAUUGACAAAGUAGGUCGCCUAGCUCGUGCUGUGAGAUGGACGGCUUCCAUUCAUGAGAAAGAACCUGAAUCACAUGGGAGAGAAAAAAUACUUGUUGCAACCAAAAACUUCUGGACGCUUUCUUCAGCAUCAAACUGAACGGGGUUUUGUUCAUUGUAGGUAUUCCUUUCUUCUCUCUGUCUUUUUUCUCAAAGCCAAGUUGUCAUCUCAAUGCAUCGAAUGUAUGCAGUUUUCUUUCUUCAUGUUCUUUAUCUGGUAUGUUUAUAUUAGGAGAUAGUAAAGUUAGAAUGGGUUGGAAAUUUGAAGAUGGGGGAAGACUUGCAGGUUUAUGUGAGAAGAAUACACAAGCUGGUGGGAAUUACACAUCCACUUAGACACUUAGUUGUCGGCCGUCAUUGUAAUUUCAUGUGGCUACUUAGUAUCUAGUUACUUAAGGAUUCUGAAUUAUUAUCCUUACUGCCAUUCUCCUCUCUAUACUUAAAAAAAACAUUUUGUGCU